Messenger RNA from Biomphalaria glabrata, 3928 nucleotides. RefSeq lists its product as uncharacterized. The transcript is spliced from 3 exons. Lineage: Eukaryota; Metazoa; Mollusca; Gastropoda; Planorbidae. The record is from RefSeq and is a predicted model, not a curated record. The coding region runs from base 388 to 861 and encodes 157 amino acids.
CGAACCCACGUCUAGGGUUUAAAGGCAGACAUGACCUCAACGCGACACUGAACAGUUUCCAUUCCCUCACACAACAUCGGAUUAUUCUUUUUUUCUUCUCAAGCAGGACACUCAAGUUUCAUCUCUCUUCUCUCUACCACUGUUGUUUUUAGUCAGAGAAUAACGAGUUCUUUGUUCGAUAGGAUUACAAAACCAUGAACUAGUUACUAGAUCUUGAGGUUUAGAUCUAGAUCUAAAGUUGAAGUGUUCACUAUCCACAAUACAAGGCAACAAAUUUUGUUUUGUGAAAUUCUAAAGAAUUGAAACUCAAAAGACGCUAUAAAGAAGUUAUUGACAUAUCUAUAUAGAUAUUAUUCAAGAGACUAGACCUCAUAAAACGUUAACAGAAUGGAUAUGAACUCAAUAUUUAGCAGCAAAUAUUUCCUGGAAGGUCAGACUGCUUCAUUUGAUUUGGAGUCGCCUAAUACAAGGUCACAACCUUUUGGUACAAGUCGUUUGCACCUUGACUUGUACAAGGGAGACAAAGCAGAAUAUGACGAAGUAGAUUUGAUAUCUGAGUGCUCUUACCCUGGCGCCUAUGUGCCAGGUAAAUUUCUGCAGAUAUGCGACAUGACUCCAGAUGCCAGCAAAGACACGUUGAUAUGGCCAGUCUCUUUAAGUGGGACAGUGCGAAGUGAAUUAGAACCCAAACAGAUUAUUACUGGACAGUCCAGUCAAGUCAGUGAAGAUGUCUAUUCUCAAAGACAGGUUUCUCGCAGGCAUCAACGAUUUUCACUUCAGAAUCCAAAAUAUUUUGUUCCUCUUGUCGUCUGCAUUAUUGUUGCACUAUUUGCCCUUGGCGGAUUAGCAGCAGUUAUUUAAUUGUACUGAAACAUUUCUGAAAAGACUCCAGUCUGGUAGUUCACAAGUAUAAAUACAUUAUCUAUUCCAAGUACCAAGUGAAUUUAUGUGGAAUUCUCUUUGACUAAUUGUUUUUCUAGUCAGAAACUCAGGAUGUCUGAAAAGUUUUGGAAUCAUUUCCUCUUCGUCAUUGCUCCAAUGUACAUCAUGCGUUAUCAAGGUGCAGCCACAAAUAGUCACAUUGUAACUGUUAGUUUAUAUAGCCCUUUGUUCAAAUCUUUAUAAAUUUUGAGAUACAAAAUAGCAGCAAUAUGAAUGUGGAGUCGAAAGCAAGAAGUGAAACAUAAAUAAAUUAGUUUCUCAAAGUUAAAGAAAAUUAAUUGAAAUAUCUGUUAUGCAAUAAUAAUAAAAAAAUUGAAUAGAAAAUGAAUGUGUUGUGUCGUUUAGAGUCUUAGAUAUUCUUACAAGGUUAAUGAAAUAAGUCAACAUUACGUUCCAUUAAUAUACCAUUCAAAUUAUAUAUUUUGAUAGACCAGUAAGUGAAGAAUUGCUGUGUUAGUCUUAAAACCAAAGAACUCUUCUCUGGACAACACUGUUGCUCCACUUUUGUAUCCUAUUUAGUUACACUUAAACCAUUUUGAUUUGUAACAAUUUUGUUUCAUAAAAAAACUUUUUAGAAUGGAAAUAAUGGCUAAAAUAUUGUCCUUUUUUAUAGUUUUUUUUUUAAUGUAAAGAUGAUUGCAUGGUCAGUAAAAGUCACUAAUUCGUUAUAUUUUUCACUUUAUGAAUUUUAAAUUAAUGGUGCUGGUUGUGAGUCUGUCUUUUAAAUUUUAACCAAUAAUUGCGGUAGUAUGCAUUGUUUAUGGUGUUUGUCUAAUGGGGUAGGAUGCUAAAAGCAGUUUUUGAAACUAUUAGAACAGCUUCUCUUGUCUUGUUCAGAAUGAGAUCAAGUGCAUGGUAAUUCUUUUUUUUUAGUAAAAUCCAGAAAUAUAAAGUUAGUUUUUUUUUAAUAUUUUAAAUGAAAGUGCCCAUUACGCAGUGUAUUUGACCUACCUGUGAAAUUGAGUAAUUUUUAAAUCCUGUUUUAAAAGUAUAUAUUUUUGAAACUACACAUAUUUUUCUAUAUUUUAAAGUUGUUUAUUGAUUAUUGUUUUAAAUAUUUUUUUUACAUUUUUUUAUUCUUAGUUUUUUUUCUCUUUUUUAGUCAAUAAAUGAUAUUUUUCAAACCAGAGAAAUGCGCAAUUGGGUUAAAUUAAUGUUUUAAUAAUUUAUAGGAAUUCAUUAUUUUAAAUGCUAUAAUUAAUUAUUCACAUUAUGGCAUAUAAAUUAAAUAGAUAAUUUUGUCCUCUGUUGCUGCCAUAUGUGAACAGCCACUAUCUAGUCAAUUAAGUGCUUUGUCUUAGAAGUUUGAUUUAUGUGAGAUUGGUAUACUUCCUUAAAUGAAAGAGUUCUAGUAAAGUAAAUAGUUUUUAUUCUGUGUAUUUGAUGGAAAAAAGUGAAAAAAAAUGACAAUUUGUGUAUGAAAGUGUUUUAACUACUUAAUUGUUUUUUAACUCUUGUUGUAAAUGUAUUUAUGUCUUGUAAAUUAUUGUGCAUUACAUCUCUUUGCUUGUCUCCCCUGACACUAAACUGUUUCUAGCACUGACCAGAUGGCUAUCAUGCACUAGCUGUCCUGAUCUGGUUCAAAUUUGGGAGCCUAAAAUAGGGCAGCCCCAACUUUAAAACCAAUGUUUGACAAUGACAUGUUCCAACAAAUUCGGUCCACUUUCCUUGAGCUUUCAUUAGUUUAGUUCAACAUUAACACUGCCCCCCCCCCCUCCCAACCUUGCAGUUGAAUGCAAGCUAUUUUAUUUUUAACUCCGCUUUUAUUGUCUUGUCUUUGUUGGCAUGCCCAAAGAAUAUAAUGUUUUGUUUACUUUAAUCUAAAUUUGAUCAUUUUAUAGAUGUAUUGUGUUAUAACAACAAACUGAACCUUCUGCCCUGGUGCACAUAGAAUUUUUUUAAAUGAUUUUUUUGGUCGCUUUCUCCACUACUUUGACUUAUUGAACCUCUGUAUUGCAUUGUAUAUAUAUAUAUAUAUAUUAUAUGUUUAUAUAUGUUAAAGUAUGUUUACUUGUGUAUGUUUGUUUAUAUAUGUUUAAAUAUGUUUACUUGUGUAUGUUUGUUUAUAUAUGUUUAAAUAUGUUUACUUGUGUAUGUUUGUUUAUAUAUGUUUAAAUAUGUUUACUUGUGUAUAUUUGUGGAUCUUUCAAUUAAGGUUUUAUGCUUUAUUUACUUGAUUCAUUGAUAUUAUGUAAACCUUUUAAGUAAUUUAUCUCUACACAAACUAAUAGUUAAUGGCCAGUGUUGUAUAUAGGCUGUAUGUUCAAAAUGUUCUAUGUGAACAGGUAUAGCUACCUUUUUCUGCACCCUGAAUUUAUUAUUAGAUACAAGUUAUUUUGAAAAUGUUAAGCUAUUCUGUUUGGGGGGGGGGGGGGUAGAAAUGUGAGGUUUUCUAAUCUGCCUUGGGCCAGAUCCAGCAGUCAAUUAUGUCCGACGCAGUAGUGAUUUAAAUCUUAACUUGUUUUUUAGGGGGGGGGGGGGGGAAUAUCCAGUUCUUUUACAUCAUUAAAACUAAAAAUGAAUUAUUCCCCUUGAUUUCUGAACUCGUACAUGGAUUCUUAUGAUAAAUAUAAUAGUUUACUAAGACACAACGUAGAAACUUGUUUUGACUUUUCUAAAGGUAGUUGAAUGAAAUCCUCAUUUUUUUUUUGUUCUAAAUAGUUUACCAUUGUUUGUUAUAGAUGUACUCUUAUCAGGGCAACUAUCUGGUUUCAUUAAAUCAAAUAUGUAUGGUUUAACUGGCAUUGUCCAUGCAUGGCACGGGAUCUUUUUUUUUUUUUUUAAAUAAUGUAAAUAUGUAAAUAUUAAAUGUGUUGGUAUGCCAGAAGGUUUGAAAAAUGUCUUCCAAAUAUUUAGUAAGCCAAAUUGGCAAAAUAUAUGAAUGAAUAAAUGUUUGUAUUACAAUGGAGUUAGAUUGUGUAAUGGAAGCGCGUUUGGAAAUAUUUAAAAUGGCAUGAAAAUAAACUGUCAUCAAAAGAACAACAAA